Molecule: messenger RNA, 883 nt
Organism: Abrus precatorius (Indian licorice)
Lineage: Eukaryota; Viridiplantae; Streptophyta; Magnoliopsida; Fabales; Fabaceae
Product: probable small nuclear ribonucleoprotein F
Exons: 5
Coding region: 112-378 (88 amino acids)
Biological process (GO): mRNA splicing, via spliceosome; spliceosomal snRNP assembly
Cellular component (GO): U1 snRNP; catalytic step 2 spliceosome
Molecular function (GO): RNA binding
Source: RefSeq, a predicted model, not a curated record
CCAAAAAAAGUCCUGAAUUCCAUUCCAAUUUGCCUUGGACACUAAACCCUAAUUCCCGCUUCAAGGUAUCGCAGCCUCCACAGCUUCUGGUUUCAGAGAUUGCGAUCUGCAAUGGCGACUAUACCAGUUAAUCCCAAGCCUUUCUUGAACAAUUUGACUGGGAAGCCUGUUAUUGUGAAACUAAAGUGGGGAAUGGAGUACAAGGGUUAUCUUGUUUCAGUUGAUUCCUACAUGAACUUGCAGCUGGCCAACACUGAAGAGUACAUUGAAGGCCAGUUUACUGGAAAUUUAGGAGAGAUUUUAAUCAGAUGUAACAAUGUUCUCUACCUUCGUGGAGUACCAGAGGAUGAAGAAAUUGAAGAAGCCGCAGAAGACUAGAAUGAUAGGUGCUAGUUGUAAUUGUUAUGACAUGAACAGAACUCCAUUUUUUACUGUUUUUGUAUCAUCACUUAAAUAUAGGCUUUCUUUAGUUGUGUGUAGUGAUUUGAAUCAAUGAUAUGCAUCACUUGCGAUAAGGUUACCUAUAUUCAAGUUCUUCACAUUCCUGGCUUUGGUUCUACCAAAAUCAUAAGCUGCAUAUCGAUCUUGAUGUGUUUCAAAUACGGGUGAGAAUGAGGAUAGCUUCUCUAGAAUACGCAUGCAGCUCGAUAUGUAGUAAGCUGAAAGUUUUAAUUCAUAAAAGUUAAGACAAUUAUAUAAUUGAUAUUCCAUUCAAGUCACCUCAAAGUAGAUGUUGAAAGAUGUAUUAUCGCGCCAGAACAUUACUAGCAUGCUAGAACUUGUCGAUGCUUCUAUAUUUCUUUGAUUUUGAAGAAAUACCUGGAGAUGGAGAGGAUGUGAAUUUAAAAUGUGCUGUUAAUUGUGACGGAUGGUUUUUAAGAAU